AUGGCCGCAGACGAGUGGAAAGAAAGGGAAAUGAGCUGUGGGGGGGAGAGGGGGAGGAGGGAGAGGGAGAGAGGAGGGGGGGAGGAGGAAUGGAAAGGUUGUGGAAAGAGGAAAGCGGAAAAACACGGCGGCGUGGGGGCGGCGCCCGGCGUUGGGAUGGCGCCCGGCAGCCCCCCCCCGGGUCGCCCACAUCUACGAGGAGGAGGACGACCCCGAGCUCUCCAGGCCGGUCACCCUGGACCUGAAGGUACCCGAACGCACUCUCCCAUGCGGCGGUUGGGUGUCUCUGUGUGUGACGGCCGGCUGUUUGUUGGGCAGGCGGCGCUGGCGGGCCUCGGCGAGGUGGAGGCCAUGGAGGAGCGCUCGCUCACGGGGACCUGGGACGCCACCCGCCUGCGGAGGUGGAAGUGGAACACGGCGGAUAACCGGGAAGAAGACUUGAGAAGGGGGGAUGAAGGCAAAGAGUUCACGGUGACCAUCUGGCCCAAACAGAUCAGGACCUUCUUCGUCCACUUCGCCUCCAGGAACUCGUAG
This is a messenger RNA of Menidia menidia (Atlantic silverside), 534 nucleotides long. NCBI's taxonomy places the organism in Eukaryota, Metazoa, Chordata, Actinopteri, Atheriniformes, Atherinopsidae. The record is from the annotation of a GenBank genome assembly.